GUCUGCAGUUCCAUUAACGAUCUUUGACAACAGGAAAGAGGGGUAAUCAACCAGCAUUUGUUGAUUAGAUUGGUUCUCAUGAUGUCUGAUGGUUACUAUUACACUUCGAAGAAGAGUGAUGAUAUUUGCCCAGAUGUUUGUGGACAGGAUUCACCCACAACAUUAAGCAUGUCAAGACUACGGUGUAUGCUUCGAGGAUUAGAUUUGAAGGCUCUCAUUUUUUUGGUUGUGUUCGUGCCAAUGUUCAUAGUUGGUGCAUACUUGCAUGGGCAGAAAAUUACCUACUUCCUCCGUCCCCUCUGGCAAUCUCCUCCAAAGCCCUUUAUUGAAAUUACUCAUUAUUAUCAUGAGAAUGUACCAAUGGAGGAUAUUUGUAAACUACAUGGAUGGGGAAUUCGUGAAUAUCCUAGGCGCGUCUUUGAUGCUGUUCUAUUCAGUAAUGAAGUCGAUAUGCUUAAAAUCAGAUGGAAGGAGUUGUAUCCUUACAUCACACAGUUUGUUCUUCUUGAGUCAAACUCAACAUUUACUGGUUUGCCUAAACUCCACAAUUUUGCACUUAAUAGGGACCAAUUUAAGUUCAUUGAGCCUCGCUUGGCAUAUGGAAACAUUGCCGGAAGAGACGAAAAAGGUGAAAAUCCAUUUUUUGAAGAGGCAUAUCAGAGAGUAGCAUUGGACCAACUUCUGAGACUUGCUGGCAUUGAGGAUGAUGAUUUGCUCAUAAUGUCCGACGUUGAUGAGAUUCCUAACGCUCAUACUAUUAAUCUUUUGAGGUGGUGUGAUGACAUUCCUCAUGUCCUUCACCUUCAUCUGAAGAAUUACUUGUACUCAUUUGAAUUUCAGAUUAAGCACAGAAGCUGGAGAGCUUCAGUCCACAGGUAUCAGAGUGGUAAGACUAGAUAUGCACACUAUCGUCAGAGUGAUUACAUUUUGGCAGAUGCAGGUUGGCAUUGUAGCUUUUGUUUCCGCCACAUUAGUGACUUUAUAUUCAAGAUGAAAGCUUACAGCCACAGUGAUAGAGUGAGGUUUUCACAUUAUCUGAAUCCUACAAGGAUUCAGGAUGUCAUUUGUAAAGGAGCUGAUUUAUAUGACAUGCUUCCUGAGGAGUACACGUUCAAGGAUAUUAUCGGCAACAUGGGGCCUAUCCCCCAUUCGUACUCAGCAAUUGAUCUUCCUUCUUAUCUGUUUGAAAAUCCAGACAAGUACAAAUAUAUUUUGCCUGGGAACUGCAAAAGAGAAAAUGGCUAAGUCUUACAACAGUUGGGAACGUUUUCUCAACAAAGGAGGUGCUCAGGGGCAGGUUUUAGGUUGCACCUUGAGGGGCUCGACUGCUCUAAUCAGAUAAGUGGUAACUGUGGUGUAGCAGUAUUAAAUACGGUUAUACCUUGUGUGCAGAAAGGUUGAGGUAAUCCUGGGAGGGAUUUUUUGUGAGAUAGUUGAGAUAUUCAUUUGCC
Molecule: messenger RNA, 1451 nt
Organism: Solanum verrucosum
Lineage: Eukaryota; Viridiplantae; Streptophyta; Magnoliopsida; Solanales; Solanaceae
Exons: 2
Coding region: 79-1245 (388 amino acids)
Biological process (GO): N-acetylglucosamine metabolic process; protein N-linked glycosylation
Cellular component (GO): membrane
Molecular function (GO): beta-1,4-mannosylglycoprotein 4-beta-N-acetylglucosaminyltransferase activity
Source: RefSeq, a predicted model, not a curated record